Arctia plantaginis is the source of this 1506-nucleotide messenger RNA. The record is from the annotation of a GenBank genome assembly. Lineage: Eukaryota; Metazoa; Arthropoda; Insecta; Lepidoptera; Erebidae.
AUGGAAAUCCGCCGUUGGUUCUUCUUCAUUUUGACUAACUGUAUCCUAACACAAUAUCUGGAAGGAAAGUCAGUGUCAUUAAACGAACUGAUUGCAGCAGAAUCUCAAGCAAAACAAAGUGAAGAAAAACAUCCUAUAAAAUUUAGAGAUCGAGAGACAGAAGAAACUUCAUCUGACGAAAUCCUGACCUCAGAAACAAAGAUAAAGCGACUACCCAAAACACUACCGCCACUAAAAUUGCCAGGACUUCUCAAACGGUCGCCAUUACUCAGACACCUGGCAUCUAAAGCGAAAUUAGCAAGACUGAAACUAUCUAACAGAAUAUCAGCCGUCGAAAAACUAUCACCACUUAGUUUGAAAAAAGCAUUUCAAAUCAAAAGCCCUUUGAAACCUAAGAAACUUCAAGUAGGCCGAAGAUUAAGGCACAAACGGAAAAAUCAGUCAAAAAAGCGCGAAAUAAAUCAAAAUGAUCAUUUCAAACAUCAAUAUGUUCCAGUUCUCAAGAGCCUUAAUUUGUUGUUCGAUAAUCUUCUCAAUUCCGAUACGAGCGACUCUUACGACAUCAAACCUAAAAAAUAUAAACACAAUCGAUCUAACUCUAAGGAACGAUAUGAAUUCCCUAAUGGCUACUCAAACAAAGGCAGUGCGAGAAUUACCAAACAUCGAUCGAACAAAAAGGCAGUUGCUUUUGCCUCAUCUUCACCCACUAAGGUCACGUCGGAUACCAAGAAUUUCCCCUCUGGCAAGGAUUAUGACUACAGCGCUAACAGACCGAAUAAGAUCAUACCCGUAUUACUUUCAAGAAAUACCACUAGCAGUAGGCGAAACAAUAAUGGAACAAGUAAGAGAAGCAGCACCACAUUUGACAGAGACAUUGAAGGAAAUAUCACCAGGUAUCAUGGAGAUAAUGAACAUAUUACCCGACGGGGAGAGGAUGAGUCCAAUGAAGAAGGCGAUGAAGACAAUACCUACGGUGCUACACGAAAUGAGUCAAGCGGCAUUGGACACUCAAGAGGAAAUGGAAUUGAUACCCGAAAUUCCAAGGAUCGAGAAAUAUUCGACGGUAGCGAAUCGAAGAACAAAAACACCAUUGACAACUUUGGAGAAAAUCAACUCGAGACUAGGGGAAACCAAACAAAGAGCGAAAGCUCUGUACGAAAACCUCUUCGAAGAUUACGAGGAUUUGUACCCGAAGACAAAAUCUCUGAUGAAAGAGUCUUACCAGAGCCAAUACGGUCCGAAGAAGUAUAUGAAGAAAGCAUUCUCAGUGCCACAGACAAUAGCUCCAGUGAUAAACGAGUCAUUGACAAAAGUAGCCCAUUUACCACAGAAGAUGAAAAUGUUCGUAAAAGAAAUGAAACAGUAAUCUUAGUUGAAAGAAACUCUAACUAUUCACAAGGAUCUGGUAAAAAACUUCCUGUUGUUAUGAUUUUUGAUGGGUACAGUGUUACAAGAGAUAAAAAUGGUGAAAAUAAAGUUUUAGGCAAAACAAUUCAUAUUCAUUAA